Molecule: messenger RNA, 429 nt
Organism: Alternaria arborescens
Lineage: Eukaryota; Fungi; Ascomycota; Dothideomycetes; Pleosporales; Pleosporaceae
Exons: 3
Coding region: 1-429 (142 amino acids)
Source: RefSeq, a predicted model, not a curated record
AUGUCAGGUACACUUUAUGUCCUAUACAAUGCCGACGCAUCCAUCGUUGGCAAGCUGCGAUAUGGAUAUCGAAAGAUUUGCCAUUCUACUGAGGAGAAUCCAGCUUGUGCAGCCUGCGAUAUCACACAUGGCGGUUUGUCACUAAAGGAGACACCAACAUGGCUUGAGGCAAAGAGGGUGAUCGAAGCCGAGUCUGGCUACAAGAUUGUCCAGUGGCACCGGGAUGAGCUGUCUGAUGAGGUAAAGGAUUUCGUCGAAUCCAAUACCAUCCGCUACCCGACCAUUAUAUCGAAAGGAGCCAGCGGUAGCCUUAGGGAGGUGAUGACCAACUCAGAGCUUGCAGCGUGCAAAGGAGAUGCACGAAGUGUUAUCUCGCGACUGCGCGAGAAAGGUAUCGUAAAGCAGGAAAGGCCCUCUUCAUCUUUGUAG